AUCUCGUUCAUUGAGUAGUGGUCCAUUGAGGGGCGCUCACGCUCAUUACCGCUUCGCCGGCCGGCCCUGCGCACACGCAUAGCGCGUUGCUCGCGAGUCGCGGACCAUUAGUACACCGACGCACUGCCUACGACAUGUUGCCUCUCAUCUCUCGUUACAACAUGGAGAGCUUUUCGAAAUCGUGCGUCUGGCUUGUUGCAGCGGCGCUCUUGGCCGCUAGCGGUGUGAGUGCUGGCGUCGGAAGCAAAAGGCCUUUUACGCCGACCGAUUCCAUCUUGGAUAUUAUCGACACUGAGCAAGUCGAAAGAAUACUCGCGGCGCGAAGGCGAACAGAAGAAGCGACGGCUUCGUCAACGUCGUACGUUCAGAGAAAUGAGCUCGGUGAAGGUAGUUCCGAGACAAUGGUCGUGUCCGCACCAGAGCAGGAGGAUGUGACCGAAAUACCUAAAGGAGCGGCGUUUCGAAACAUACUUAAGUCUUCGAAAAAUGCAUUACUCGUCACCAAAAAAGAAUAUCUGAAAGAAGAUUGGUGCAAAACCGAACAGUUAGUUCAAAAAAUUCGGGAGCCCGGAUGUUUACAGGCGACAGUGAUUAACAAUUUUUGUUAUGGACAGUGCAACUCGUUUUAUAUUCCGAAAGGACCGCGGCGUCGUGAAGGCAAUGACGAACGGCCUCCACCUGCGUUCAAAUCGUGCUCGUUUUGUAAGCCAAAAAAGUUCACCUGGAUCACUGUUACGCUCCGCUGCCCUGGACAGAAUCCCCCCUUUAGACGCAAGCGCCUACAAAAAGUGAAACAGUGCAAGUGUCUUCCGGUGGGUGUUAACUGAUGUUGACUCGUGACAGACCCUCCUCACAGAGGCGGACAAUACGUCCAGCUCGAUCCGAGUCGCAUCCGAGGCAUGUGCUGAACAAGCAAGAGGUUGGAAUAGGAGAGAAUUAAUAAAAGCAAUAAGUGACGUGAGCGGGCUCGUAAUGACAUUGUUACCUGAUGUUUUGAUUAGUGAUUAUCACUCGCACAUUGGGGCAAGUAUGGAGCGGACUGUUAAACAUAUUCGGAACGCGUGCUCUCAUACGUCAAUAGAUAUGACGUCAUGCGAUGCAGAUAUAUAACGUCUAAUAACUUUGUAAUAGAGCGGCUUCGACUGCAAGUCGUGAAGCAAGAGCUUUAAUUGUCUGAUUAGUUGGCCGCUGUUAGAAAACUGUCGACUGGUGACCUUGCUAUCGUUUCAAAAGUAUUUAGUUCAAACGUAUCCGCGGAAAAAUCUGUGAAUAACGCGUUAUUAUUUGAAAAUCUAGUGCUAUUCUGUAAUUAACAUCAAACUCAACGUUUCCGAACGUUCGGUACGGAAUAAAUGUGAUAUUAGUUGUAGGCAAGUCUCUAGUUGUUACGUAUUAAACGAACGCGAGAAACAGUUUCAUGUUAUUUAUUAUAACUAUUUAAUAAUAUCAUUAUAUCAUAGUUGAUACCAAAAUACGCUUAUAUUGUAUAUAAUCUAAUGAUAAGUAUUAUUUCAUCGUGAUACAUUAAGAACGAUAUACUAAUAUGAACAAUUGACAGAGCAAAUGUAAUUUGUCAGACUUAAAGUUAAUUCAAAUGUUAUGAUCUCUAUUUGCUCUCCAGUCGUAUUUUGUUUAUAAAUAACAAUUUACAUAAUAUAUUGUCUUGUGUUAUGUUUGACAAGUGUAAAAUAUAUCUCGCGAGAGAUAUCAUUAAGCAAACAACGCCCGUGCAUACUCACCUCCAUUGCCCUCUUUUGAAACGCACGAGAAUUCGAACUCGUGUUCGAAAAUUAAUUUAUAUUUUUUUUCUUUUUACAUUACAUAUUAAAUCAACGA
Vanessa tameamea is the source of this 1836-nucleotide messenger RNA. Its product is annotated as gremlin-1-like. The record is from RefSeq and is a predicted model, not a curated record. The coding region runs from base 135 to 827 and encodes 230 amino acids. Gene Ontology annotation, molecular function: receptor ligand activity; BMP binding. The transcript is spliced from 2 exons. NCBI's taxonomy places the organism in Eukaryota, Metazoa, Arthropoda, Insecta, Lepidoptera, Nymphalidae. Gene Ontology annotation, biological process: animal organ morphogenesis.